AAAUGGAAAAUAGUACUGAUGUGAGGAAAGGUGCAUGGACCAAAGAGGAAGAUGCUCUUCUCAGAGACUGCGUUCAUAAAUAUGGAGAGGGGAAAUGGCAUCUCGUCCCUCUCAGAGCUGGGUUGAAGAGAUGUAGGAAGAGUUGCAGGCUGAGAUGGCUCAACUAUCUCAGACCUAAUAUCAACAGAGGCUUCUUUACUAAAGAUGAAAUCGAUCUCAUCGUCAGGCUUCAUAAAUUGUUAGGAAACAGAUGGUCGUUGAUCGCCGGCAGACUUCCUAGACGUACGGCAAACGACGUUAAGAACUUGUGGAACAGCCAUAUCUUGAAGCGCCCACUGGAGAGGGGAGAAAAAUCCAUCACCAAGAGCAACAUCGUACGACCUCAGCCUCAGACCUUCUCCAACUCACGACCACCAGUUUGGUCCACUCAACUAACCAGAUCUUCAUCGAUCAUGAAACCCACAAGCCACGAUCCAACGAGGUUGGUAGCAGAGGCGAAUGAUGGGACCAACAGUGUUGAGAAUCCCAACAUGGAGCGACGUUCCUUGCUGCUGGAGGAGGAUCAAGGCGAAUGCAUGAGGUGGUGGGAACACUUGUUCAAGAUGACUGAAAACGCCGAUCAAGAUAGACUGUGUAGUGGCUUAUCAUUUGAUGCUGAUAUGGUUUGGAACUUGGGCAAUCCGUAGACCAAUCACUCAUAAUAUUGAUAUGGAUAUCGAUUCAUCUUCUAUGUUGUUUUCCUUGUAAUUUUCCGGAGUAUAUUAUUACUUAAUAUUUUCUCCGUCCCA
Messenger RNA from Salvia miltiorrhiza (redroot sage), 788 nucleotides. Its product is annotated as transcription factor MYB114-like. The transcript has 3 exons. NCBI's taxonomy places the organism in Eukaryota, Viridiplantae, Streptophyta, Magnoliopsida, Lamiales, Lamiaceae. Bases 3 to 686 code for a protein of 227 amino acids. The record is from RefSeq and is a predicted model, not a curated record.